GCGUCGCCGGCCGAGCUGAAGUACUGGUACUCGAUGCUGGGCUUCCAGCUGGCACUGAACGGCAGCGAGGAGAAGAUACGCCAGGUGCUGGACGAUCUGCUCGGAGCCUCGCACAACAGCCUCGACCCUUGUCGGACACUGGCCGGCGACGAUGCGGACGACCGGUCGGUGCUCGGUAUCUCGAAGCAGCUGCUGAUGGAGGACGUGCUGAAUCACCUGAAAACGCAAACCAAAUGGCAGCGCAUCUACACCGAGUAUCUGGACCAGCUAAAAUUCCUCAAGGAGCGGGAUGGCGGCCGAGACAAACCACUGAUGGAGUAGUGCAUGGAGUGUAGCCGAGCGUACAAUAAAACUCUAAACUCUAAACGCGCGUCCCCAGCUCGUUAGCUUUAUUUUGAUUUUUGUCGCGGUUUUUUCUUUUCCUGUCAUCGCACCAACGUCAUCCGCUGUGACAGUGGCUGUCAUUAGUGUCACGCUUCCUUGCUGGCCGUACAUUUUUUCUGCUCCAUUCGCAAGCACGUACAUUCAGAAAAACACAACAUGGCUUCGCUGGCAAACAAGGGAUCGACGCUGGUUUCGACGCUGAUGACCCAGGCGCGUCCGAAGUUCAACGUGUUCAUGAAGUACGCCAAGGUGGAGCUGACCCCCCCGAGCCCCGGCGACAUCCCGGCCAUCCGCGACGGUAUCGCGCGCCUCAUCUCGGGCGCUCGCACCGGCGCCUGGAAGAACCUGACGGUCCGCGAGGCCUGGCUCAACACGCUGAUCACGAUGGAGGUGUGCUUCUGGUUCUACGCCGGCGAGUGCAUCGGCAAGCGUCACCUGGUCGGCUACAAGGUCUAAUAACCCGGACGGUGUGAAGGAGCAGAAAGGUGCGUCGUGUGUUUUGUUGCGUCGGGCGAAGGGAACGAGGUAGAACGACAAAAUUUCGGAUAUAGAGCUAUUGUGGAACGAACAUCGUAUUCCUGAAUAAUGAAACCGCAGUAAUACUUAUUACCCCCCGAA
Molecule: messenger RNA, 1002 nt
Organism: Anopheles gambiae (African malaria mosquito)
Lineage: Eukaryota; Metazoa; Arthropoda; Insecta; Diptera; Culicidae
Gene: ATPsynG
Product: ATP synthase subunit g, mitochondrial
Exons: 4
Coding region: 541-840 (99 amino acids)
Biological process (GO): proton motive force-driven ATP synthesis
Molecular function (GO): proton transmembrane transporter activity
Source: RefSeq, a predicted model, not a curated record